AUGGGGCCAGGAGUCGUUUUCCCACAGGCCCCGUCACGGGAUCGACCGUCGUUUCCGAUCGCAUUCGGCGCGAAGCUCGCCGUAGACCUCGCAAGCAAGCCGCGGCCUCAACAACCCUCGCCAAUCCGCGGUUGCGACAAGGGCCGGCGCGAUCCGCUGCCGCCGCUGCAGCAGCAGUGCACCAUUCGCGCCCUGGACGCAAGGAAGCCGUUCAACGCGCCGCCGCUUAGCAUUCCAUCUGACGUGUCCAGCAAUCCAGGCGACGACGCGUCGUCCUGCUCCUCGCCAACGUCGUUCUCCGUCCUCCCACUCUUCUCCCAUCACUCCACCGCCAAACCGCGGUCCGCCUCCCGGCCCCCCGCGAGAUCCCCGCGACCGUCGCUACCCCGCCCGCGCUCCCCGUGCCCCUUCGACUUCUGCGCGCUUUCCAACAGCCCGCGCCGCUCGCCGGGGACCACCUUCGGCAGGCCCGCACGACCAACCACGGCUCCUGAUCACACGCCGCUGCCUAAUGCGGCAUACCCGUGCGAUGAGGAGAGCUCGCGAUCAACGGACAAUACAGCAGCUCCGGCGCCGGCAAUGACGGCGCAGCAAGCGCAGUGGUUCAUCCUCCCCGCUCAACGCCCAGAGGUUGUUCGCGCCGCCGCACAGACCUCCCGAUGCGCGUCGCCUGACACGCCCUUGGGAUUCGUCACCUCCCCCAACGCGGCCUCGUCCCCCUCCAGCCAACUCGCCCGCGGCGCUAAGCCGCGCUCAUCCCUCUCCUCGCUCCCUCCCUCCUCCCCGCGCCCGCCGAUCGCCACCGAAUCCGCCGCUGGAGGAUUUGCACCUGAAGAGCGCGGCUUUGGAGGAGACUACGAUUAUCCGGAGUCGAACCGCCUUGUGAUCACUGGUAACAGCAGCCGCAGCGUGUCGAGUGCAGGCAGCGUGGAAUGCGGCGAGCCGUCAACCUCCAGCCUGGGCGAUACUAACACCGCCGCGAUCGUCGCAAAACCCGCGACUGUAACCGCUCGGAGGAGCUCCGAGUCGGACUUUGCCGCGAAGCGCGCCGCCGCAGAUGCCGCGCGGCCCGCGCCAAUGGGGUUCCGCAGCGUGAGCUUUUGUGGACGGGCGGACGGGCGAACCACCAUGGGGGCGGAGGGGCAGGCGGAAAGAGAGUUGGCGAGACACCGGUGCGCCUCGAUGCCAAGCAGAAACAUGCCACGUGGCGCCGGUUUGGUGGCUGCUUGGGGUGGUAUUGCGAAUCGCGCUCCUCCCCUGGCGGCGUCACGUCAGGAGGAGGCGGAGGAGAAGGCGGCGGAAAGGACGGACGAGGUGGAAAGAGAAGGGGACAGAGGAGUGGUCAUGGAUGACGUCAGCGACACAGCCAGCUGCGUGGCUAGCAGCGUGAGCGACGGGUGGGGCGGCAGCCAUGGGGGAGAGGCGGAGGAAGGCAACAGGGGAGGGGACGCAGGGGAGGAAGAGGAGGGCGGAACGGAAUCUGAUUGGGCGAGCGAGUCAACCAUGUGCCUCAACCUUGAGAGCGUGGAGCAGCUGUGUGCGCAGAUGGAGUUCCAGAAGAAGACAAUUGAGGCUAUCCAGAUCGUGGCGGUCCCUGCCCUUCCCCAAAUAAGCCGGGAGAGACCCAGAAGGGCACUCAGCAGAGCAGCUGCAGCAGCAGGUGCAGGAGGCAGCAGAGGUGAAUCAGAGGCGUGCUCAGCAGCAGGGUGGCCUCUGAAGACGUUGUGUGUUGAGAGCUCUGCCAGCCUCAUGGCACUGCGCUUCACUGGAUCGCUCACCUGGCACACUCCAGGCGACCCAGAGCUGUGGGAGCGAGGCACGGUCAUGUAG
Messenger RNA from Closterium sp. NIES-65, 1830 nucleotides. The record is from the annotation of a GenBank genome assembly. Lineage: Eukaryota; Viridiplantae; Streptophyta; Zygnematophyceae; Desmidiales; Closteriaceae.